AUGUCUGAGGUACAGUCGGUGGAUUCGUAUAAUUCGGACUCUUCCUCUGCCUUUAGAGACGAUCAGCAACCGCAGGAAUAUAUUCCUUCGAAUAAUAAUAAGAAUAAUGGAUUACCGUUAAAUUUAACUAGAACUGAGACUGUUAAGUCUCUACAGGAGAUGGGUAUGACAGCUACGGCUCCAGUGCCGGAUGUCAAUGCCCCACAGACUACUGCUAGGCCGCAAAUUUUCCCAGAAGAGUAUACUAUGGAGACUCCAACUGGUCUGGUGCCUGUGGCCACGUUACAAUCCAUUGGUAGAACUUCUACUGCUAUUUCCAGAUCUAGAACCAGACAGAUGGAGCGUACUUCUUCUGAAUCUUCGUCCAUGGAUGGUACGAAUUCGGAUGCAGAAAUAAACAAGGAAGGGAAAGCUUCUGAGCCACAGGAAGAGCAUGAGCUGGAUCCUGAGAUCGAGUUUGUCACUUUUGUUACCAAUGAUCCGGGAAAUCCUCACAAUUGGCCUAUAGCGAGACGUUGGUUCUUUACUGUGGUUCUAUCUACACUGGUUAUCUGCGUGGCUUAUGGGUCUGCAUGUAUCGCUGGUGGGUUAUUUACUGUGUCAGAAAAGUACCAUGUUGGUUCUGAAGUCGCUGUUCUUUCGGUUUCUCUGAUGGUUAUCGGGUUCUCCCUAGGUCCUCUACUUUGGUCACCAGUGAGUGAUCUUUAUGGUAGAAGAGUCGCUUAUUUCGUCUCGAUGGGUUUGUACGUCAUCUUUAACAUCCCAUGUGCUAUUUCACCUAACAUUUCAGGUCUGAUGGUUUGUAGAUUCCUAUGUGGGGUCUGGGCAUCUUCAGGUCUAUGUCUUGUUGGUGGGUCCAUCGCUGAUAUGUUCCCGAGUGAGACUAGAGGUAAAGCUAUUGCGUUCUUCGCCUUCGCACCAUAUGUGGGUCCAGUGUUCGGUCCAUUGGUUAACGGGUUCAUCUCGGUUUCUACCCGUAGAAUGGAUCUGAUCUUCUGGGUUAACAUGGCCUUCGCUGGUGUCAUGUGGAUCGUUGUCGCUUUUAUUCCAGAAACUUAUGCUCCAGUCAUUCUAAAGAGACGUGCUAUCAAGUUGAGAAAGGAAACUGGUAACCCUAAGAUCAUGACAGAACAGGAAGCUCAGGGUGUCAGCUUUAACGAGAUGAUGAAGACCUGUUUAUUGAGACCUCUUUAUUUUGCCGUCACUGAACCUGUUUUAGACGCUACUUGUUUCUACGUCUGCCUGAUCUAUUCUCUACUAUACGCUUUCUUCUUUGCCUACCCAGUCAUCUUCAGUGAACUAUACGGCUACAAGGAUAAUUUGUGUGGUCUGAUGUUUAUCCCAAUUAUGAUCGGUGCUCUGAUGGCCCUAGCAACCACCUUUUGGUGUGAAAGCAAGUAUUUGCAAUUAAUCAAGACCCGUAAGCCUACCCCAGAAGAUCGUUUGCUUGGUGCUAUGAUCGGUGCACCAUUCGCAGCCAUCGCUCUUUGGAUCUUGGGUGCUACUUCUUACAAGCAUAUCAUCUGGGUCGGUCCCGCAUCUUCAGGUAUUGCCUUUGGUUAUGGUAUGGUCCUGAUUUACUACUCAUUGAACAACUAUAUUAUCGACUGCUACGUGCAGUUUGCAUCUAGUGCCCUAGCUACCAAGGUGUUCCUAAGAUCUGCCGGUGGUGCUGCUUUCCCACUUUUCACAACUCAAAUGUACCACAAAUUAGGGUUGCAAUGGGCAAGUUGGUUGCUAGCGUUCAUUGCCACAGCUAUGAUUGCACUACCAUUUGGUUUCUACCGUUGGGGUAAAGGCCUAAGACAUAAAUUGUCAAAGAAGGACUAUUCAAUCGAUGCAGUUGAGUGA
This is a messenger RNA of Torulaspora delbrueckii, 1851 nucleotides long. It is a transcript of the gene TPO3, whose product is annotated as spermine transporter. Gene Ontology annotation, cellular component: fungal-type vacuole membrane. NCBI's taxonomy places the organism in Eukaryota, Fungi, Ascomycota, Saccharomycetes, Saccharomycetales, Saccharomycetaceae. The record is from RefSeq and is a predicted model, not a curated record. The transcript has a single exon. Gene Ontology annotation, biological process: spermine transport; transmembrane transport. Bases 1 to 1851 code for a protein of 616 amino acids. Gene Ontology annotation, molecular function: spermine transmembrane transporter activity.